AUGAGUUCCUCGGCUGCAAUGUCAAUCAGAAAGUCGGGGCCUCGAGUCAUUCGCCCGGCAUCUUCCCAAUGGGUGGCCACACAUACUUCAAAUCGGAGUAUAUGGCGAUGUGCACGAAACGGUCAGGGAGACAAGACAGAACCUAUCUCACGACGUUUUGACAAAUAUCAGCGAUACCAUCUAUACAAUCGGCAAAAGCCCGAAACUCGCCGGGACAGCAAUGCUACUCCCAACGAUACACACUCAAGCCGGGGCUGGGCAGCUUGGCUUUCUCAGUCAAACUUCCCCGGCCUCCCCACUGGGCUGAAGAGAAGGCUUUGGGAUUCGGACUCAGGGCAGAUGCACAAACACAUUGAGUUGCUGAAAAAGUACAUAGAGGCAGACCCUUACAGGGCCGUCUUUGGGCGCCGAUUGGACCCCUUUCAGAAUUUCGGCAAGAACGAUACUUCAUUGAACGGUUUCCUUCAGUCGUUUUCCAGUAUGGAAAAGCCGCCCAGUAUGGAAAAGCCACCCAAUGUGGAAAAGCCGCCCAAUGUUAGACCGAGAGUAGACAAGCGGCAAACGACAAGUGACGCCAAUCAUGUUGGACUGCAGUACAUGUACGACCCUAUCAGUGGACGCAUGGUGCCAGUACCGCCAUCCACUAAACCCGAAUCUAACGAGACGGAAGCAGAAAUCAACCCUCAUAAAGCGGUUGACUGCCCCCCAGGCGCUGAAGUCGAGGCAAAAUUCGCCCACAACCCCAGUUUGGCCGAGGAUGGACAGUUCCAGCCGGGAAACACAGGACUGAGCCCCGAAGCCCCAUCGAGCUCACAGUCAACCGUUGACUGUCCUCCAGGCAGUGAUCUAGAUGCACUCUUUACCUCAACCCCCACAUCUCAGGAAGUGCAGGGCAGGGCUCAAGUUCCUCAGGAAACUAAACGAAAGCCCUUUGUAAACAUCGAUUGCCCUCCUGGAAGUGAAUUGGAAGGAUUGUUUGUUUCUGAAUCUAUUCCUUCUGCACAGCCUCAGCCGGACACGUCUAAGGUCAAUGGAAACACCAAUAGACUGAAUCUGGAUGCCGGUUUGACUGCGGGCACCAAUGUGGAAUGCUCCCCGGGAAGUGAGCUGGAGGCCAAGUUCAUCUCUGAUCCUGCCAGCGGCUCUGUCCAGGGUUCUCCGUCUGAGUUGGAGACACAACCCCCGAACAAGCAAACUGGUAUUUCAAUUGAUUGCCCACCAGGCAGCGAGCUGGACGCAAAGCUUCCUUCUGAGCUCGGUAGUCUCAGUCCUGAGUCCGAUGGUCCUGUUCAUCAAACGACUAAUACCGCCGCCAUGACAGGCGCCCAAGAAAGCUUUGAGUGCUCUCCAGGUAGUGAAAUUGAAGCACAUAUUUUAUCAGAGUCGGCUAGCCAGGACGUUGCUCAAUCGGAAGCCAAGAUCUCUGUUGAUUGCCCUCCUGGGAGCGAACUGGAGGCCAAAUUUAUCUGCAACCCAGCUUCAAUUGAGGAAAAGCAAUCACAGCCAGAACUACCUGUUGGCCUUGAUACAUCCAAGAUAGCCAAGGAUGUUGUCGACUGUACACCCGAGAAUGGAUUAGAGGCAAAACUCGUUUCUGAGAUGGCGAGUGCCGAGGGUCCCAAUGAGAACAAGGACCUGAGUGCCUUGGAUGCUAAUGACAUUCGCUCUCGUUAUGAUCAUUUGGAAUCAAAGGCACAAGCCAAUCCGCUGGAUUUCGACGCUUCCGAAGACCGCGUUGGUGACUUCAUUCUCAAAAGCCAGAACCUAGCCACUGAAAAAGGAGAGCAACCAGCAGCCCCCCAAACCUCUUCCCCUAAAUUUCAUAUUCUAGCCUUUGAUACGUCGACGUCGCAAGUCUCAGCUGCACAAGCAGACUCAUUCUUCGGUGUCGAUGAAGAUAGUGGGCCAAGUGAAAUCCUGUCUCGAUUGCAUAACCCCGCCAAAUUCCUACCCUAUUUCGAGCAGAUGCAAAAAGAUGGUUACGAAAUUGCAACCGGCGGAGGCAACAUCCUUGUCUUCCGAAAGGCUCAAAGCACCCCUCGUCAUACCCCCUCAAAUACCGCAACAGAUCAAGAACCAGCAAUUCACGCCGAAAUUGCCAAACAUCUUCGCCACGACUCAAUGGACUCCGCCGCCACAUACGACGGAGUCCGAGCUCCAUGGCAAUCCACCACUGAGCCUCCUUCAGCAACCGGAUCCUCUAGCUCCGAGCCCGAACCAACCACAAAAUCCGAGUCUUCGUUUCGCAAAAUAGGUCGCAGAAUGCUUAUUGCAGGCACAGCUACCGCCGCAACGUGUUAUGCUAUCGGAGCCAUAACCGAGUUCUUCCGCACCGGUGGAAUUGAUGGGCGGGGAAUUGAUGGGUUUACUGUGUUUGAAUCAGAGCGACGUAGUCGGGAGUAG
This is a messenger RNA of Penicillium samsonianum, 2403 nucleotides long. RefSeq lists its product as uncharacterized. Bases 1 to 2403 code for a protein of 800 amino acids. NCBI's taxonomy places the organism in Eukaryota, Fungi, Ascomycota, Eurotiomycetes, Eurotiales, Aspergillaceae. The record is from RefSeq and is a predicted model, not a curated record. The transcript is spliced from 2 exons.